Urocitellus parryii (Arctic ground squirrel) is the source of this 1399-nucleotide messenger RNA. It is a transcript of the gene Lsmem2, whose product is annotated as leucine rich single-pass membrane protein 2. Lineage: Eukaryota; Metazoa; Chordata; Mammalia; Rodentia; Sciuridae. The record is from RefSeq and is a predicted model, not a curated record.
CUUCCCCAGGCUCCCAGAGAAGCUGCUGCUGCUGCUUUGUCCAGCCCUGCUACUGGGCACCCUCAUUGGCCCCCUGACUACCACUUGCCAUGCCUGAGAGGACUCAAGAAGACACUGUGGCAUCAAUGCACAGCCAGAGGAGCAGGGGGCCACUGGACCACAACCAUGUGCAGGAGGUGCAUCUGCACAGAGUGGAGUCCAUCAGUGACCUGCACAGUGGAGGAUCCCUUCGUCCCUAUUUGGCUGAAGAGGCACGGCAGUGGGAUGAGCUGCUAGGUGUCUUGCCACCAUCACUGUGUACCCAGGCUGGCUGCAGCCCAGUGUGUGACCGUGGGGGAUUCCUAUUACUGCUGGCACUGCUGGUGCUCACCUGCCUGGCGCUUGCAAUCUUGGCUGUCUACCUGAGUGUGUUGCAGAGUGAAUCCCUGCGGGUCCUAGCACAUACACUUCGAACACAGGAGGAGACUCUGCUCAAACUCCGCUUAGCCAGUCUCAGCCAGCUGAGGAGGCUGAACUCCAGUGAAGCCCGAACACCCAGCUGAGAUACCAUUUGAACUCAUGGUCUGGGGUUCUAUGUGGGGGAAUAAAGCAGCCAUGGGCAGGCCUCUCCUCUCCCAGUGCUGGUCUACACUACUUCCUUGGUGAAAUUUUUGUACAAGAGCCUGAUGUGACUCUACAGCUGCCUGCCUCCCUCUCCUGACCUCUUCAGGCCAGGUCUAGAUAAAGCUAAGCUUUCUGAUGCCAAGGACCUGCUUUGGGUGGCGCAAGGUCACGACAGGGCACCAGCCUCCUGGCUUCUCCUGUGGCCUGUCAGCACCCUCUGGCUACCCCUAGAUAGAAGGUUCAGAAGUCUAGAAAUAGCUGCCCCCAUUGCAGUGAUUGCCAGGCCUCCCAGUGGGGGUCCAACCUCAGUUCUCAAGGACAGGCUGGGUUCUGAGUUGAGGUAAGGGAGCCCCACUUGAGGAGAGACUGCCAUGGAGGGCAAAGGUGAGAUGGGGGAGACCCAGCUGGCCCAAAUUUGGGAUGGUGGAUGGGGAGGGAGAGCGGGCCAAAAUACCUAGGAGUCAAGGCCACAAGAAGCUGAGCAUUCUGUUUAAUUAUCUCUUAUAUAAUCUUUAAAAAUCUGCACAAAUCCAUUCCAGAUCGCUUUGCUUCCACACCUACUCUGAUGGCAUUUGUCCAGAUGCCAGUCCCCCAAAGAAAGUGUGUCACCCCAGGGGAACAAGGCCUAAAAAAAGGAAAGGGAGGGAAGGGAUAGCUUCCCUACUGACUACCCUGGGAGAGGCACACAUUUGGCCUCACCUGAGAAAGGGCAGGAAGAGGCCAUAGGGUUGAGUGCAGGGACAAAGGCCAGGGUCCCAAAAGUCCUGACCCUUCCUUCACCCAUCCACCCUAUAUG